Molecule: messenger RNA, 1116 nt
Organism: Chlorella variabilis
Lineage: Eukaryota; Viridiplantae; Chlorophyta; Trebouxiophyceae; Chlorellales; Chlorellaceae
Exons: 12
Coding region: 1-1116 (371 amino acids)
Source: RefSeq, a predicted model, not a curated record
AUGGCGGGGCUGACGAGCCUGGCCUCUGCGCUGAGGGAUAUUGCAACGCCGGCAGGGAGGCUGCACGCGGCUGGGGCGGUGGCAAACCACGUGUAUGGGGCAUCUGAGCCUGGUCACGCGGCGAGCUGGCGGCCGCGCACAUACGCGGAGAACAAGAGCAGGUACCUCUGGACGGACGCAUUCGGCGUGGUCAACUACAUAACUCUUGCAGCGGAGACCGGUCAGAGGGUGUAUCUGGACCAAGCCGCCGCGCUGAUCACGGCCGUGCACGACACUCUGGGCAAGACACGAGAUGGCAAGCGGCGGCUGGGUGGUGCCACCGACGCGGAGCCAACCAGGGGCGGGCUGAGGAUCGGCAAAGCGCAUGGGGAGGGGCAUCCGGACGGCGACGGCCAGUACUUCCACUACCUCACCAAGUGGGGCUUUGCCCUCAACCGCAUGAGCCUGGCCAGGGGUGACGACAAGUACAACCGGUGGGCGGUGCAGCUCAUGGAGGCCGCCCACCCUCACUUUGUGGACGGCAGCGGCGGCCGCGAGCCGCGCAUGUGGUGGAAGAUAAGCAUCGACAUGUCUCGCCCGCUGGUGAACAGCGAAGGCAACCUGGAUCCAUUUGAUGGGCUGGUGACCUACCGCCUGCUGCAGGAGACGGCGGGGGACCCGUCGGUGCUGGCUGCACAGAUUGACGACAUGGAGCGCAUGGUGGAGCGCAAGUACCGCUGGUACCGCAGCAGCGACCCGCUGGAUCUGGGUGAGGCGCUGUGGCUGGCCCACUGGGGGCUGCCCGGCCAGCCCUGGGCGCAGCUGGUCACCCAGCGCUCGCUGGCGGCGCUGGAGGAGCUGUGGGGCGAGGGCUACUUCCGCCAGCCGGAGGGCUGGCGCCUGGCCUUCCGGGAGUUUGGGAGCACGCUGGGGGUGCAGGUGAACGAGCUGGCGGGCGCGGAGUGGCGGCAGCGCUCGGGCCAGCUGCACCAGUUCUGGGCGCAGCGCCUGUUCACGCGGGACGCAGACAUCACUCCCGUCAUGUUUUGUUCCAGCCUGGUGCCGGGGGCGUGGAGCAGGCAGUACGGCGACAAGCUGAGGCAGCUGCAGCGCACGCUGGCAGCCAGGGAGGAGUGA